Molecule: messenger RNA, 3346 nt
Organism: Solanum lycopersicum (tomato)
Lineage: Eukaryota; Viridiplantae; Streptophyta; Magnoliopsida; Solanales; Solanaceae
Source: RefSeq, a predicted model, not a curated record
ACAACACAUUAACCAAACUCUUUAAAUAACACAAGAUUAAUUGUUACACAUACACACAUGAUCAAUGACUAAUGAGAACACCAUAAACUCUAAUAAUAAUUACUUCUCAAUUAGUAUAGAAGAAUUAUCAAAUCCUCAAUCUUUUACCCUUCAACAACUAUUUCAUGCACUUGAAACAAAUACUUCUUCUGGCAUAUUAGGAGAUCCUAUCGAUCUCUAUCGUCGUCGAGAAUCAUUUGGUUCAAACAACAACUUUUCUUCUUCUUCUUCUUAUGUGAAGAAAAAAAGUUUUCGUGAAUUAAUACUUGAAGCAUUCAAAGAAAGCACUUUUAUCCUUCUAUUUUGUUGUGUUGCACUUUCUCUUGUGAUUGGGAUCAAGAGGAAUGGUCUACAAGAAGCCUUGUUUGAUUGUGUUAUAAUCUUCUUGCCAAUUUUUUUCGUUUUAAACUUCAGCGUUACUUUCAGGUAUAGGUGACAAAUGAGCGAGUUAAGCUGAAGUCCAAAAGUUACUUGAGCUGAAAUGACCUAAAAUGCGAGUCAUGACUCAAUUUGUCUUGAUUUGAUUGCUUUAUUUGUUCUUUUAUAACUUCUUAUCAUUACCUUAUACAACAACAUAUAGAAAAAAAUCAUUUUCAUGAAUUAAUUUAGGGCUAGUAAAUGAGCGAGUCAAUAAGGAUUUGAUGAGUUAUGAUUUCAUGGGCUAAUUUUUUCACGUUUGAUUAUAGGUUUUUCAAGGAAAGAUGGAUAUCGAAGAGGAGAUUAUCGCGUAAAAAGAAAGUAAUUAGGGUUCUUAGACACCAACAAAUUCUACAAAUUCCAUCUUCUGAAGUAGUGGUUGGUGAUAUUGUGUUGUUGGAAUGUGGUGAUCAUGUACCUGCUGAUGGAAUUUUAAUUCAAGGUAACUCGUACAAGUUCGAUGAUGGUAGUACUAGUCAUCAUGAUUUAGUACUACCACGUGAACAGUUGCAUCAUGUCUUGUUUAAUCGUACAAAACUAGUGGAAGGAAGUUGUCAGUUACUAGUAACUUCAGUUGGUGAAAAUAAAGAGAGAAUCAAGUUGAUGAAGUGUGUAACAAGUUCCCAAAAUAAUAGUCAUGAGUGUAAAUACUCAAAGAUUCAAAAAUCAAUUGACGAAACGAGCUCAUUCUUGGAUAAAUUGUCCUUGAGUCUCUCAUUGAUCAUUCUUGUAGUUGAAGUUUUUCGAUGUUUCUUGUGGAACAAGUCAUGGUGUUGUGAUAAUGAUCGCGAUCCUAAAGGUAUGAAGAACAUGAUGGAGGAGAUAAUGAACGAGGCCACGAAAUAUAUGAGGAGGAAGAGAGGUGAAAAUUAUGUUACCAACAAGGUUAAUGGCUUUGUAGCUAUGGUUUGUAUUUUGGUGUUUUCAUUAAAAGAUGGACUAUCUUUAGGGAUGCUUAUUGUUCUUUUAUAUGCAUCUAAAGAUAUGAAAAAGAAUGAUCAAAUCAUAGUUCAUAAUCUUCCAUCUUGUGCUAAUGGAGCUCUUGUUACCACUUUGUGCCUUAGUAAAACAUCUCAUUUUGUUGUGAACCAUUCAACUUUGGCGGAUUUGUGGAUUGGAUUCGAGAAAAUUAAUGACUUAUCUGUAUUCAGUGGCGGAGCUAGAGAUUCUACUAAGGAAGUCCGGAAUACAUUACUUGAAGGAAUAUUUAUGAAUAUAAUUGGUCAUGUUGAUGAGGAUGCACUUCUUAUUUGGGCUGAGAAAAUGUUUGGUGGAAAUAUUGAACAAUUUCAUGGAAGUUGUAGCAUUUUAAAUUGUGAAAAUUAUUAUCCUAAGAAAGGAUUAUGUGGGGUGUUAUUAAAAAGAAACAAAGAAGAAAUUGGAGAAUUUUUGCAUGUACAUUGGAAAGGAGAACCAAAGUUAGUGUUAUCUAUGUGUUCUAACUAUUAUGAUAUUAAUAAUGGUACCAUGCAAACCCUAGAUGAAGAAAAAAGAGAGUUGUUCAAUCGAAAAAUCGCGAGUAUUGUAGCAUGUAAUGAAGUUCAUUGCUAUGGUUUCGGUUACAAACAAGUUAUAAGAUCAUCGUUAGAAGAAGAAGAGAAGGAAAAUAGUACUAUUAUCGCGAAAGAUGGAUUGAGUCCUCUAGGGAUUGUGGUAUUAAAAAAUCCGUAUUCAUCUGAGUUGAGACGAACGAUUGAAGUAUGUCGAAAAUCUGGGAUAGAGGUUAAGUUAAUGGUGGAUGAUGACUUGAAUACAUCAAGAUUAAUGGCUAUUAAUUCUGGAAUUUUGAGAAUUGAAGAAGAUUUACAAGGAUCUAUAAUUGAAGCUAUUGAAUUUAGAAAAAGUCCAAAAGAAACUCAAAUUAAUAUGUGUCACAAAAUUAAAGUAAUGUCCAAUUGUUCUCCAGCUGAUAAAUUACUUUUGGUUAAUUGCUUGAAAAUAAGAGGUGGACACGUGGCGGCAACCGGUUCGUCGAUUCGAGAUUUACCAUCUUUAAAAGAAGCUGAUGUUGGAAUUUUUUUUGGAAAAAAUUGUGUAGACUUAGCUAAACAAGAUGCUGAUAUUACUAUCGUUGAAUCGAACUUUGGUAAGAUCCUAGACGUAUUAAUCUUGGCCAGGUAUGUAUGCAUAAAUCUUGAGAAGUUCAUACAAUUGCAAUUGAUACUCAACAUUUCUGGCUUUACUUCAAACUUUAUUCUUUUAAUUCUCAACCCUACAAGUGAUCAAGAUCAACAAUUGACACCAUUUCAAUUAUUGUGGGUUAAUCUACUCAUAGAAGUUCUUGGUGCCCUUUAUUUGUCCAUCAUAACAUCAAUCAUAAGGCCUCGUGAGUCUAGUUCAGUUGAUCAAAUCACGUUGAAUUUUUAUGGGACUAUUGUGACCAACAACAUGUUAAGGAACAUUGUUGUUCAUUCUAUGUUACAAGUUAUACUUCUAUUGAUGCUUACCAUGAAGGGAAAAUCAUUUCUUCGCGUCAACGAGGAACUGCUGAGUACCAUGAUCUUCAAUAUUUACAUAUUAUGCCAAGUUUUUUUAUUGAUCAUUAGUGCCAUUGAGAUGAUCACUAAGACAAGAAUCUCUAAAGGGAGAAAAUGGUUAUUGUUUGUAGUUAGUUGUGUAAUUAUAGGGAUUAUUAUUGUUUUACAAGUUAUAUUAUUUCAGAUUAUGUCAAAAAUUGAUCAUUGGAAAAAAUUAGGAUUUAAACAAUGGUCCAUUUGUAUAGGAAUUGCAGCAAUAUCUUUGCCUAUACACUUUGCUGCAAAAAUUAUUUUUAGUCCAUGUAAAGAUUCAUAAUUUUGUUUAGGAAUUGUAUUUAUGUGUUUAUUACUUGUAUAAGCCAUGUAUAGUAAUUUGUAAUUAAAUACUAAUUACUACCCAAUAUUCUUGUCUA